Messenger RNA from Striga asiatica, 840 nucleotides. The record is from the annotation of a GenBank genome assembly. NCBI's taxonomy places the organism in Eukaryota, Viridiplantae, Streptophyta, Magnoliopsida, Lamiales, Orobanchaceae.
GCGCAUCAAUGACAACUGAAUUACUUUUAUUACUCCCCAUAGUCCAUAGCUCGUUCAUUCUGAAACUAGGGUUUUGUGCAGACCUCAGCCGCAUCUCCACCGCGAGCCUCAGUCUCCGUUCUUAGCUUUUCCGAUCUCAGCAGCCAUGGGGAAGACACGUGGUAUGGGAGCUGGUCGCAAGCUGAAGUCCCACCGGAUAAGGCAAAGGUGGGCUGACAAGGCUUACAAGAAAUCUCACCUCGGCAACGAGUGGAAGAAACCAUUUGCUGGCUCGUCUCACGCCAAAGGCAUCGUGCUCGAGAAAAUAGGCAUUGAAGCUAAGCAGCCAAACUCUGCCAUUCGUAAGUGUGCCAGGGUUCAGCUGAUUAAGAAUGGAAAGAAGAUUGCUGCUUUCGUCCCUAAUGAUGGUUGCUUGAAUUACAUUGAAGAAAACGAUGAGGUGUUGAUUGCUGGAUUUGGACGGAAGGGACAUGCAGUGGGAGAUAUUCCCGGUGUUCGGUUUAAGGUGGUGAAGGUUUCGGGUGUUUCACUUCUGGCUCUUUUCAAGGAGAAAAAAGAAAAGCCUAGGUCUUAAGUCACCUGUCUCGAUUUUCCUUUUUCAAGUGGUUGCUCGAAGUUUUGGAUGAAACCUUUGAUAUCUUAAGUUUCAUUAAACGAACAUACUUUUCCUCUUCAAAAUCUCAAACACGAUUCUCUUAUAUGGCUGUGCUAUUGAUGAAUUAAUGUAGUAUUUAUGUGCUUGGAAUUUUCAGGGUUUUGUUAUCUACAACUAAUGGAGCACUUGAAUUUCAUUUCAAUAUCCAGUUUCAGUUUUCAAACUAAUUGCUUCUGAAUUUUUGG